Messenger RNA from Myotis myotis, 1159 nucleotides. RefSeq names its product natural killer cells antigen CD94-like. The record is from RefSeq and is a predicted model, not a curated record. NCBI's taxonomy places the organism in Eukaryota, Metazoa, Chordata, Mammalia, Chiroptera, Vespertilionidae. Bases 102 to 929 code for a protein of 275 amino acids. The transcript has 8 exons.
UCUAAGGGGUUAGUGUCAGAAAUAUCUAUUCAUUCAUCUACCGACACUUCUGUGGGCUCCCCUUUACCAUUCAGACAAGGAACUCAUCCGGCGGCUCCACAAUGUCAAAUGCUUCAGACUCUGAACAACCUCCAGAAAUCACAGAGCAGACAGAGAUAAUCCCUAUUGCGGACUUGGAAUCGCCUCUUCCCCUUCCUCCCCCGCCUCCUCCUCCAGAGGAUGAGUGGGACCCAAUUCCUGAGCACAGCAAUAGGAAUGCUUCUGCCUUCCCCUUUUCUGUAUAUGGAAUCAUUCCAGUGGUCCUGGGAAUCUUCAGCCUGCUGCUCUUGAUGUUAUGUGGAUUCUUUGGUUACCAAUACUUUCAAAGUAUUCUGGCAUCUGAGAAAAAGAUGAAGGAUCUUAACCAAUGGAUUGAGUCUUUCCAAGACAAAUCAGAAAGGUUUCUUCAGAUCCAAAAAGUUCUUUACCAAAAUAAAGAAACCCUUGAACAGCUCCAAAAGGAGAAUGAGUAUAUUAUUGAGGCUUUGGAAGAACUAAAUGCAAAACAAGGAGACUGCUGUGGGUCUCUGCAUCACUGGGUGCAACACAGAGACUAUUGCUACCACCAAAGCAUAGAAAUGGUUUCUUGGUUAAACUGUUCUGAUCUUUGUGUCACUUUGAAUGCUACAUUUUUAAAGACCGGAAGGAAUAGAUUGAAGAAUAUCAUGAAGCUACUUGCAGUGAAUCAGACUUGGCUUGGCCUCUCUUAUAAGAAAGCAGACAAUGAAUGGAAGUGGGAGGAUGGCUCUUCUCCUUCUCCUGACCUGGGUUUACCAGAGCCAAGUCCAGAUUUCCAGGGGAAAUGUGUGUAUGCAAAUGCACAUACCAUUGGUUUUGAUAACUGCACCAGGUCCUUUUCAUGCAUGUGUGAGAGGGCUGCCCACGAAUAAAUCAGAAGAAGAAUGCAAAAGAAGAGCUGUGAGGUUUGAAUCUCCAUAAUAUUCCAGAUUCAAGAUUUGCCUGUCGUUAGUCUACUGUUAUUUCGUGUUAUUUGUAAAUCUUUUUUUUCAUGGCACAAAGAGAUAAAUGAGUUUAUGAUAGAAGGACACAGGGUGUACGAUCAUAGCAAAAAUAUCAUGGUAGCCCAGAAAACUGAAAUUUCAGAGCUUCUUUGUUUUGU